AAAGUGUUCUUUUAACAAACAAUUUAUCGCACGAUGUUGAUCGUUUUAUAUCGCUAGAUCGUUAACAAUUUAUUGUUUGCUACAAACACUGCUAAAUUAUCUUAUAGAUUUCUUAAAAAUGUAAAUAUUAAUAAUGUACAGGAAAUGUCCUUAAAAUGACGCAGAACGUACGAUACAUCGUAAGUGCAAAAAGGAAACGAUCUGCAUCCAAUUCACUAACGGCAUUGCCAGAUUUUGACUGCAGCAGGUCUCAAUUACAUGCCCUUGGAUCUACAUCCCGCCAGCAUGGAGCGGUUGUCAGAGGGCUGUGGCCCAUCAUACUACACAUACCAGGUGAGCCAGCACAGCUCAGAUGUUCUCAAUCAACUGAACCAGCAGCGAAAGAGCGGAGGGCGUUUUUGUGAUGUAGUUCUACGUGUUGGUGAGGAUAGCUUUCCGGCCCACCGUGCCGUUUUGGCUGCCUGUAGUCAGUACUUUGAGUCUGUACUUGGAGAGUCAGAAGGGCCAACACCACGGGAGCUCGAGAUGCACACCAUCAGCUCCAAGGUUUUUGGGGACAUUUUGGACUUUGCAUAUACUGCUCGCAUAAUUAUACGGCUGGAGAGUUUUCCAGAGCUAAUGACAGCUGCCAAGUUCUUGCUGAUGCGGUCAGUUAUUGACAUUUGUCAGGAGGUCAUUAAGCAAUCUAAUGUACAAAUCCUAGUUCCCCCUGCACGACCAGAACUCAUGCUUUUUAGAUCAGGGGCGUCUGACCUUGGAUUUCCAUUAGACAUGACAAAUGGGACUGUUCUGAGUGGCUCGGGAAUUGCAGGGUCAUUAGGGGAAGAGGAAGAAGACUCUGUACGCCCAGGACAAGCUGUACCAAGUCAGGCCUCUCUUCUAGCACUCGGGGGAGCUUCACAAAUUCUUCCCUCUCAAUACCAAGUAGGAAUACAAGGACUUGGAUCCAAGAGAGGCCGUGGAAGGCCAAGAAAACCUAGUGUUUUAGACUCUGUGCUCUUUGGAGCAGUUGGUGGCUUGCGGGAUGGAGGGGUGCUUCCUUGUGGCCUUUGUGAUAAGGUCUUCACAGAUCCCUUGCGACUGCGUCAGCAUGAGGCCCAGCAUGGAGUCACCAGCCUGCAGCUGGGAUAUGGAGACCUUCAAACACCCCGUCUAGGAGAGAAUGGCUUAACCCAAGAGGAACCAGGUACCCCUAGAAAGAGGAACAGAGCAAGGAAACAGGUAGCUUGUGAUUUGUGUGGAAAGAUCUUUCGGGAUGUGUACCACCUGAACAGGCACAAGCUAUCUCACUCUGGGGAGAAGCCUUACUCCUGCCCUGUGUGUGGACUGCGCUUCAAACGGAAAGACCGAAUGUCGUACCAUGUCCGCUCACAUGAUGGCUCUGUAGGGAAGCCCUACAUCUGCCAAAGCUGUGGAAAAGGAUUUUCUAGGCCGGACCACCUCAAUGGACAUAUAAAACAAGUUCACACAUCAGAGAGACCCCACAAGUGUGAGAAAACUGCAGAAGGAUUUCCCAGUCAAGUGCGCAGUGAGCAGGAGAGAGGAGGAGGACAGACAUGUAAUGCCUCCUUUGCCACACGUGACCGACUGCGUUCACACUUGGCAUGUCAUGAGGACAAGGUACCAUGUCAAGUGUGUGGGAAAUACUUGCGGGCUGCCUAUAUGGCCGACCAUCUGAAGAAACACAGCGAGGGACCUAGCAACUUCUGUACCAUCUGUAACCGAGGUUUCUCCUCUGCCUCAUACUUAAAGGUCCAUGUAAAAACACAUCAUGGCGCCCUCCUCAGCGCGGGCCCUCACCGGCCGGAGUCCGUCCCAAAUGGUGCAGCGCUGUUCCACUGUGUCCGGACCUGUGGCGUGAAAGAGGGGGAGAAGUGUCAGCAUGGUGAGCAGGAGAGCUCCGAUUCCUAUGGUGACCUGUCAGAUGGAAGUGACCUCAAAUCUCCAGAGAAGCAGAGUUCUAAUGGAUCGUAUGCAGCUUGUGACUUGGUGAUUCCCAAAAAAAUUGAAGCAGAGCCUGAGAAACGAUAUCCCUGUUCAGAAUGUGGCAGCUUCUUUCGCUCUAAGGCCUAUCUCAACAAGCACAUCCAGAAAGUUCAUGCCAGGCCAUUGGGACCAGGGCUUGGGGAUUUGGGGGCAACGCUGGGCCCAGCACUUGGCCCUGCCCUUGGACCCACAUUGGGUCCUGCUCUUGGGCCCUCACUUGGCCCAACUCUUGGUGCUUCUCUUGGGCCAGCUUUGGGGUCUGCCUUGGCAUCACCUUUCUCCCCACAACAGAAUAUGUCCCUUUUGGAGUCAUUUGGUUUCCAAAUUGUGCAGUCUGCUUUUGCUUCUUCCCUUGUGGAACCUGAGGUAGAACAGCAGGGGCUAGGGAGUGAAGGGAAGUAAAGUAAGAGUUAAAAGUGAUUCAUGCUUAACAAAUAUGGAGGAGGAGGAGUAACAUGGUAGUGCAAAUGUGGGAAAAUUAUGUGAAAGGCAUCACUAUGCAUGAAUCAAAGAGCCCCAGAAAAGAACUACAAAACAUUGGAAAGGAACUGGGGUUCACAAUGAAAUGAAUUUGAUAAGCUGUAUUUCAGUGGAAACCACCAGACCAAGAAAGAAGCCUAACUGGGUAGAUCUAAAACUGUCAUGUUUACACUAAGCUCUGAACUAUACAAUGCCUCCUGAACUAAUGGGGUUAAAGUGUCUUAGUGGGGGCCGACCAUGAACAGUUUCUAUGUGAAUGUUUUGUACUUUCCUGAAAACUAUUCUAAACCUGCACAAAGCUGGCCACACAUUGUAAUAAACAGAUUCCUCACAA
Pseudophryne corroboree (corroboree frog) is the source of this 2800-nucleotide messenger RNA. RefSeq names its product POZ/BTB and AT hook containing zinc finger 1 (gene PATZ1). NCBI's taxonomy places the organism in Eukaryota, Metazoa, Chordata, Amphibia, Anura, Myobatrachidae. The transcript has 7 exons. Gene Ontology annotation, molecular function: DNA-binding transcription factor activity, RNA polymerase II-specific; protein binding. Gene Ontology annotation, cellular component: nucleus. Gene Ontology annotation, biological process: regulation of transcription by RNA polymerase II. Bases 259 to 2388 code for a protein of 709 amino acids. The record is from RefSeq and is a predicted model, not a curated record.